CGCCAAAUCCCCGGGAGAGGGUGUCGGUGGCUUUUGCUAUCGGAUUAGGGAACCCAUAUUUUGUACCUGGAGUUUCUGUCGGCCAGAGCUGGGAGGAGCUGCCAGGCUGUGGAGGUGCCUGGUCCUGCUAGCCCAGCAAGCCUGAUAAGCAUGAAGCUCCUAUCUCUGGUAGCGGUUGCCGGGUGCUUGCUGGUGCCCCCAGCUCAAGCCUACAAGAGUUCUGAAGAUAUCCGCUGCAAAUGCAUCUGUCCACCCUACAGAAACAUCAGUGGGCACAUUUACAACCAGAAUGUGUCCCAGAAAGACUGCAACUGCCUGCACGUGGUGGAGCCCAUGCCAGUGCCUGGCCAUGACGUGGAGGCCUACUGCCUGUUGUGCGAGUGCAAAUACGAGGAGCGCAGCACCACCACCAUCAAGGUCAUCAUCAUCAUCUACUUGUCUGUGGUGGGGGCCCUCCUGCUCUACAUGGCCUUCCUGAUGCUGGUGGACCCUCUCAUUCGAAAGCCAGAUGCUUACACUGAACAGCUGCAUAAUGAGGAAGAGAAUGAGGAUGCACGCUCUAUGGCAGCCACUGCUACAUCCCUUGGGGGACCCCGAGCCAACACUGUUCUGGAGCGCAUGGAAGGUGCUCAGCAGCGGUGGAAGCUACAAGUGCAGGAGCAGCGCAAGACAGUCUUUGACCGGCACAAGAUGCUCAGCUAGAUGGGCUAGUGCGGGUGGAUCAAGUACCCAGGCCAGGGCUGAGCAGAGCCGGGACCACUUCUCCUCUGCCCUCCAUGCCAGUAUCCCCUUGAAAAGCCUGUGCCAUUUUCCUUUUCUCCUUCUCUAUAGAAAUGUUGUACUUGGCUGUUUUGAUUAGGGUGUAUGAGGGGUCUCCAGUCUCCCUUGUCUCCUUAGGUCUCUGGGGUAGGGGAGAGGGGGAAGGCAGGGCAAAGAGGAAUGGAGACCUCAGAGGUGGCCUCAGGAUUGGACAGAAUUGGUUUCUUCUUAUUCCACCUUGCCACCCCUUUUGGCUUCAGCUCUUGGGAGCUUUAUUAACCUUUGGAAAAUGGUGCUGGGUCGUUAGAGGAGCACAUGAGCCAGCAUUCAGUAUGGGCUUCUGUCUGCGGUGGGUCUGACCUUCCUCCUGGUCCUACCUGUGGCCAGGUCGCAUCCCUCAGGAAUGGCACUGGUGGGAGGCUGGUGCUGCUGAGCCUGCAGAGGUUCUCGGGGUGCCUGGAAGCUUGCUGCCUUCUUCCUGGGCUCCUCAUCCCCCAGUGCAUGGCAGGGCCGGGCACUCCUGCUUUACGCGCUGUGUGUCCUCACAUUCCACCUCGGGAGGCUGGCUGUCCUCUUCUCUCCUAGCAUCUGCUGUUGCUGAGCCAGAAAGUUGGACACAGGCUGAGCAGUGGACUCCAACACCACAGCUCCUGUCCCUGUUCACAUGUCCCUGAACGUCAUUGUACCAGUGCAUGGAGAUAAAUGUUGUCCUGUUGUCUGUAAGGGAAGCCAUCAUUAUAUUGUCCUGUUUCUCUUA
Molecule: messenger RNA, 1516 nt
Organism: Octodon degus (degu)
Lineage: Eukaryota; Metazoa; Chordata; Mammalia; Rodentia; Octodontidae
Gene: Tmem9
Product: transmembrane protein 9
Exons: 6
Coding region: 151-702 (183 amino acids)
Cellular component (GO): lysosomal membrane
Source: RefSeq, a predicted model, not a curated record